Molecule: messenger RNA, 1152 nt
Organism: Triplophysa dalaica
Lineage: Eukaryota; Metazoa; Chordata; Actinopteri; Cypriniformes; Nemacheilidae
Gene: en1a
Product: engrailed homeobox 1a
Exons: 2
Coding region: 189-911 (240 amino acids)
Biological process (GO): neuron differentiation; multicellular organism development; regulation of transcription by RNA polymerase II
Cellular component (GO): nucleus
Molecular function (GO): RNA polymerase II cis-regulatory region sequence-specific DNA binding; DNA-binding transcription factor activity, RNA polymerase II-specific
Source: RefSeq, a predicted model, not a curated record
CGCGCGUUCAGUGAAGCGCUCUCUCCUCUCUCUAUAUGUGGACAAGUUGACUUCUAAAAUGUGUUCAGUCUCGCUGGUAAUUUGCGCGCUGUCAUGGAUACAUAGAUAACAUUUAUUUGUGGUUAUAUUUGGAGGCGACUCGGAUAGAAUCCAAGCACUGGGGCGAAUAUCAAAGCUCAGGUGGUACAAUGGAUCAACAGCGAGAUCAUAGUGAAGAUGAGAGCAGAUCGAACCUGCCUUCACCAGCUCUUCAUCCGUUACAGGCUGGAGGCCACGCGCACAGGACCACCAACUUUUUCAUUGAAGACAUCCUGAGUGCAGAUUUCGGCUGCAGGAGGGCGCAGGGUCCGGUCUCGCGCGCUUCACAGACUCUCCCCGAUUCCAACUGCAGCACUGACAGCGCUUCAUCUUCAGCCUCCUCCACCGUUUCGUGCACGUCCAGUAAGAGACAUUCUGAAGAAAACGAUGCCAAUCGAGUUCAAUCACCAAAAUCAUCCGUUGCUUCGGAUAGUGGUGAAACCUCCGCCCGGCAGGUUCUGUGGCCCGCCUGGGUUUAUUGCACGAGAUAUUCUGACCGGCCGUCUUCUGGCCCGAGGACCCGGAAAUUGAAAAAGAAGAAAAACUCGAGUGAGGACAAGCGACCCAGAACGGCGUUCACAGCCGAGCAGCUUCAGAGACUGAAGACUGAGUUUCAGAACAGCCGAUACAUCACCGAGCAACGGCGACAGGUCCUCGCGCACGAGCUCAAACUGAACGAGUCACAAAUUAAAAUUUGGUUCCAGAAUAAACGCGCGAAAAUCAAGAAAUCCAGCGGAUAUAAGAACGGCCUGGCGCUCCAGCUGAUGGCACAGGGACUGUAUAACCAUUCCAGCAGCACGAGAACCCUUCACGAGAACGAGGAUCAACAAUAGACAUCCACACAAACUUCGACACCUGGGCGAGAGUGUUCAGACCGGCGAGUGAAAACAAAACUGCAUUUCGAUUUGGAUUUUAAGGAUGGUCCAUAAAUCCAGAUGAAGACGAUUUUUAGUUCCACUCUCAGGUUUUUAUUUGGCUGGAUUCUAGUUUGCCGAUAAAACAGCUUCUUCGUGCCAAAGAUUUUCGAUCAAUGUUUACAGUUACAUUUUAUGAUAAUCUCCUUUGCUUUUUUCG